CAGACUUGCUUUCGUCGUGUGAGUGUGUCGUCUACCAUUUCAGUUUAACUUCUUAUGCAGUAGAGGUCGGUUGCCGGUUGGUCUUAGCAGGUCUCAGCUUUCUUGUUGUUCGGUCAGACAGCCACUCUUUCUUCUUCAAACUAGUUGAUAUCAAAGACAUCUUGGUUUGAGGGUAAGAGUUUGACUUAAUUGUUACCGUCUUACGAGGAAGGGAGAGAGAAAUGCCACGAAUCGACAAUGACGUCAAGCUCGACUUCAAAGAUGUCCUCCUACGUCCAAAACGCAGCACACUCAAGAGUCGUGCCGAUGUUGAUUUGUUUCGCGAAAUCAAAUUUCGGAACUCGAAGCAAACUAUUCGAGGGAUCCCCAUCAUAGCUUCCAACAUGGACACAGUCGGAACUUUCGAAAUGGCUUCUGCCCUAGCUAAGCAUGGACUGCUAACAACCAUCCACAAGCACUACCAAGUUGAGGAGUGGGUCGAUUUUAUGCAAAAGAAUAAAGAUGUCGCUGGAUUCGUUGCUGCUUCUUCUGGCUCGGGUAAAGGGGAUUUCGAGAAACUGUCCAAGAUUCUGAAUGCUGUGCCCGAGGUGCGCUUUGUCUGUCUAGACGUAGCCAAUGGGUAUUCCGAACAUUUUGUCGAAUUCGUUCGCAGUGUCCGGGAAGCCUUUCCUCAACACGUUAUUAUGGCAGGAAAUGUGGUCACUGGAGAAAUGGUUGAGGAACUAAUUCUUUCAGGAGCAGAUAUCAUCAAGGUCGGAAUCGGACCAGGCUCCGUUUGCACAACUCGUAAGAAGACUGGUGUGGGCUAUCCUCAGAUCAGUGCAGUCAUUGAAUGCGCUGAUGCAGCUCAUGGACUGGGUGGCCACAUUAUAUCGGAUGGAGGGUGUACUUGCCCAGGUGAUGUUGCUAAGGCCUUUGGAGCCGGAGCAGAUUUUGUGAUGUUGGGUGGUAUGCUCUCUGGCCACGAUCAGUCAGGUGGAGACGUGAUCGAGCGAGAUGGGAAAAAGUAUAAACUCUUUUACGGCAUGUCUUCCGCAACGGCUAUGAACAAACACGUUGGUGGAGUCUCUGAAUACAGGGCUUCAGAAGGAAAGACUGUUGAGGUUCCGUAUCGCGGAAAUGUGGAUGCAACCAUCAGCGACAUUUUGGGUGGUUUGCGUUCUGCUUGCACAUACACUGGAGCUGCUCGCCUUAAGGAACUACCUAAACGGACAACUUUCAUUCGCGUCACACAGCAAACAAAUGAAAUUUUCAGCGCUUUUUCGUCUGGGGAUUGAAGAUGCCGUCUAAAUCUUUUUACAUUUCAUCUCCGCAAUAUUGCGCAAUUAUAGUAAUCAUGGUUUUGUGUGGUUAGCGUGUUUCUUAAUACACUUCUAUCUUCGAUUCUGAA
Molecule: messenger RNA, 1390 nt
Organism: Daphnia pulicaria
Lineage: Eukaryota; Metazoa; Arthropoda; Branchiopoda; Diplostraca; Daphniidae
Product: GMP reductase 2-like
Exons: 7
Coding region: 222-1277 (351 amino acids)
Biological process (GO): nucleotide metabolic process
Cellular component (GO): GMP reductase complex
Molecular function (GO): GMP reductase activity
Source: RefSeq, a predicted model, not a curated record